AUGAAAGAACUGGCUCAUAAACUCUCCAGAAGUUUCGAUAUGAAAGAUGACCAGAACCUCCUGGAAGUUGAAGGUGGCAUGAGACGUCACCAAUCCAUGCAGAGAUUAGCGAGAGAUGGUAUGCCAGACACUCGAGACUCCGCAAGAGUAGUCCAAGAUGACGAGGGCAACCUGAGAAUAACCGUGAAAAAAACAAAACCAAUACUGGGAAUCGCUAUCGAAGGGGGAGCUAACACGAAACAUCCAUUGCCGAGGAUCAUCAAUAUCAAUGAAAAUGGAGCUGCUUUCUACGCAGGCGGACUCGAAGUGGGCCAGCUGAUCCUGCAAGUGGAUGGCACCCGCGUCGAGGGUCUUCAGCACCAGGACGUGGCCCGCCUGAUCGCGGAGUCUUUUGCCCGACGCGACCGAGAAGAGAUCGAAUUCCUUGUGGUGGAGGCAAAAAAGAGCAACAUGGAGCCGAAACCGACGGCCCUCAUAUUCCUCGAAGCCUAACAUUUGCUUAGCCUCCCCCCUAGCGACCCCCCGGGGCCGAGUAAUUUCACCGACUGAAUUAAUUUGCGAUCUAUUACAUAUCAUGUAUCAUAAAACACGGUUUGAUCGAGUCGGAGGCAAAUCGAUUACUGACGAUGUGACGAUGGCCAGCGAAACGUUCGAAUGGUGUUGUAGUUAUGGUAGAAAAGGAAAACGUUUGGGUGUUUUACAGUACGGCCGUGGCUACAAUACGAAGUAUCGUUGGUCACUUUGAUUAUAUUUUGAGUCUUCGUUCUUUUUCUAGUUUGACGACCUGAGUAAUUAUUGUGCAAUCAAUAUAAGAUCCCAUAGCAGUCAAGCUUACCUCAAAUCAGCAAAUCAGCAAAUCAGUGUCGUGUUUAUAGUCAAGAAAUAUUUUUUAUGAAAGCGGGUGGUUUUUACAGCUAUCAGGAAGUGCAUUCCUAACCUCUCGCGAUGUGCGCUCGAGUUUCAAUGUACCAAUGGCAGAUCACUGCAAUUGCAGAAAGCCCUUUAUCUACGAUUGUGCAAAAAUUUUGUCCAUUUCUGAAUACGUUAAUAUAAAUUUUCUAUGAUUUCUCAUCAAAUACGACAAACAUAUUUCUUUGUGAAUUCCCAAAUAACUAUAGACCAGAGAGAAAGCCGUAAACCAUCACCAAUAUGGCUUUC
Molecule: messenger RNA, 1158 nt
Organism: Leptinotarsa decemlineata (Colorado potato beetle)
Lineage: Eukaryota; Metazoa; Arthropoda; Insecta; Coleoptera; Chrysomelidae
Product: whirlin
Cellular component (GO): stereocilium tip; stereocilia ankle link complex; plasma membrane
Molecular function (GO): protein binding
Source: RefSeq, a predicted model, not a curated record